This is a messenger RNA of Auanema sp. JU1783, 1290 nucleotides long. The record is from the annotation of a GenBank genome assembly. Lineage: Eukaryota; Metazoa; Nematoda; Chromadorea; Rhabditida; Rhabditidae.
AUGUCUUAUUUAGUCAAUGACAAACCUGACUCUGAUUCCCUCUCGCAGAUUCCUUUGGCUACUAGUCCUGUUCUUCGUACCUGGCGUCUAACUCGUUGUGGUCUUGUAGAGAUAACCGAUAAUCCAGCAAUGGGAGCUUUCUUGGACAAACCUCGAACUGUAAAAACUAACACAUGUGGAGAAGGCCACGGUCUUCGUUCUGCUCUAGGCAGCAUGCAAGGAUGGAGAGUAGACAUGGAAGAUGCGCAUGUUCUUGAGUUUUCCAUGGGUAAUUGUGAACCCUACAACCAGUGGUCUUUUUUCGCAGUGUUUGAUGGACACGCUGGAAAUGUUGCUGCUAAAUUAGGGUCAAUGCAUAUUGUGGAGGCUCUCGUUAACACAGAGCAAUUUAAACUUUUGCGCGAAAAGUUAUCUCAGAAUAAUAAUGUACUUACUGAGGAACUCCUAGAGCUAAUGAAACAAGGAAUAGUUGACGGAUUUCUUCAACUUGACGAAAAGAUGCGAGAAGAACUCGAUAAGGGACGUGAUCGUAGUGGCACUACGGCAGUCUGCGCUAUUGUUACUCCAUCUCAUGUCGUUAUUGCUAAUUUAGGUGAUUCACGCGCAGUGUUCUGCAGAAAAGAAGGGCAUGUGUUUGGCACACAUGACCAUAAGCCCAACUUGGAAAAAGAAAAAGAAAGAAUAGUUCGCGCUGGUGGCUCUGUAAUGAUUCAAAGAAUAAACGGUAGUUUGGCAGUCUCCAGAGCGUUCGGAGAUUUUGAGUACAAGAGCAGCCUAGAAUUGAAGCCAGUACAGCAACUUGUAUCUCCAGAACCUGACGUCUACAUUCUGCCAAGGAAUGUUGAGAAUGACGAAUUCCUAUUACUCGCAUGCGAUGGUGUUUAUGAUGUCAUGGAAAACGAGGAAUUAUGUGAUUUUGUUAGAAAUCGCCUCAGAGUACAAGAUAAUCUUGAAUCUGUUUGUAAUGAUGUCCUCGAUGCUUGCUUAUGGAAAGGAUCCAGGGAUAAUAUGACUGCGAUUGUUGUUUGUUUUAGUGCUUCUCCCAAGAUUAAUGAAGUAGAUAAAGCUGAAGAAGACGAGUGGAAAUCCAAAGUUCGAACACUCUUAACAGAAACAGUGGAAGAAGAGAUUAGUCGAGAUGACUGGACUGACGAUAGUGAACUUCGAGUGGAAUCAAUUCUCAAGUUAGCAUUUGUCCAUGAGGAUUUCGCUCAGAUAAGUCCCCGUGAUUAUCUUAAAAAACGAUUGGCUGAAGAGAUAUUGGAUGAAAAACAAAUUAAGCACGACUAA